UCGGUCUACAGGUAUUCCUUUGUUUUAGUAAUUAUCGGUGUAUUUGCAUCUUUUAUAGGGUAAAUGGUAUGUGAACAUGAACCAAAACGCAAAAAAGGAACAUCUAUAAAAUGUCAGAAGGAACAACAUUCAACUUUAAGUACAAAAGAUAUACCCUUAAACUACUUAUCACCUGCGUUAUAGGCGAACUUGCUACUCUUUUAAUACUUGUUGUAUACUGGCGAGGGCAAAGAGAAAGAAGUUUGGCUCUAAGUCAACAGCAAAUGUGUUACCCACAACAUAAGCUUGAAACGGGUGAUGGCAGAAAUGUAUCUUGUCCUAUUGGACUGGCACUUAAAAAUGACAAAACAAACAAGACAUCAAACUGUUGUGGUGAAAUGAGCGUCAUUUUCAACUCAGCUUUGAAAAAGAUUACUUCAGAAAGAUACGAUAGUGACAUAAACCCAGAAAUGAUUUUCUUCGACCUGAAACAAUUUAGUUGUGUGGCGAUACAAAAGCAAAUACCAACACUAAGCUUGACUUGGGCAGCGGAAAAGAACUCAGUUCCUGUACACAACCACUUCAAGGUUUCUUGGAAGCGUCAUCCAUCGUCAGUUCAAAUCUCUGCACUAAGUUUUUUGGAAAUUGAAGACACAGUGUUGGUCGAGGAAACAGGUUUUUACUACAUAUUGUCCCAGCUGACAUUAAAAGUUGACAAGACUUUUGCUGAUGGCGUUGGCCAUUCUGUACAUGCAUUAUCGGAUAACAGUUCGACAUCUGUUCUGCUUGAAGACACGAUGCUACCAUGUCAAAUGGCAUCAGAUUCUUUGUCUGCGAAGACAAGUGUUAUCGGGGCGGUGUUUAAGCUCAAUCAAGGAGAUCGGAUGUAUGUAGCUACGUCACAUCCUAAUAUUAUAAAGCAAGGUUUAAAAAGCAAUUAUUUCAGCAUGUACAAAGUGUAAAUAUUUUCACAAAAUUGUGUAGACUUAUAAUCUUAACGUUUUAUACUUAAAUAGGAAACUCAAACUUAUCUAUCGAUGUGAUUGGUAUACACUCUUUUAAAUUACCUUUGUUUUUGUUUAUCUUAGAUGUGUUUUUAACAUUUUAACAUAACUGUAAAAAAGACACCUGCAAUUUUUACAUAUAAAACAUAUUUUUAAA
Messenger RNA from Ruditapes philippinarum (Manila clam), 1140 nucleotides. RefSeq names its product tumor necrosis factor ligand superfamily member 6-like. Gene Ontology annotation, cellular component: membrane. Lineage: Eukaryota; Metazoa; Mollusca; Bivalvia; Venerida; Veneridae. The transcript is spliced from 5 exons. Gene Ontology annotation, molecular function: tumor necrosis factor receptor binding. The record is from RefSeq and is a predicted model, not a curated record. Gene Ontology annotation, biological process: immune response. Bases 111 to 941 code for a protein of 276 amino acids.